UGCUCUGCAGAGGAGGAGUAGCGCUGAGGCGAAGCAAGGCGGGCUGGUUGGUUGGGUUCGAGCCUAGCGAGGAACGGGGGAAGCCGGCUCCUCUGACGUCCCCGGCAGCUUCUCGACACCGUCCGGCUCCAGCGAAGGGACUGCCCUUGCGGCGCUGAGCAAUUUCUUGGCUGCCGCGGGGCCGCUCAGACUGUAGGAGCAGCAAGUGGUGCCAUCGAGGCCGCGAGGAUGGGGCGGCUAGCUGGUCUGGGCCGCUCGGACUGCGGGAGGCUUUGCGGCCUGAGCCUGGCAGUCGUCUGCCUGCUAGUGCUUCUUCCUGGCCGGGCAUUUUCAGACUCCUGUGUCUGGUACGGCCAAUGUGGAAUAACAUCGGAUGGUAAAAGGUACAACUGUGAAUAUGAUGGCCCACCAUUGCCUCUACCGAAGGAUGGCUAUGAUCUAGUGCAGGAACUCUGCCCAGGUUUGUUCUUUGAGAAUGUUAGCCUUUGUUGUGAUGUGCAGCAGCUUCAAACUUUGAAAGCCAACUUGGAGCUUCCUUUGCAGUUUCUUUCCAGGUGUCCAUCAUGUUUCUAUAAUUUAAUUAAUCUGUUCUGUGAGCUAAGCUGCAGUCCUCAUCAGUCUGAGUUUCUAAAUGUCACACAAAGAAUUCCCUAUUAUGAUCUAGUUAAGAAAGAGAACAGAACCAGCAUCGCAGAGCUGCAGUAUUACAUUGGAGAAACAUUUGCUAAUGAUAUGUAUAAUGCCUGUAAAGAUGUGGAGGCUCCAUCAAGCAAUGUUAAAGCAUUAGGGCUACUAUGUGGGAAAGAUGUUAAAGACUGUAAUGCAACCAACUGGAUUCAGUACAUGCUCAGCAAGGAUAAUGGUCAGACUCCGUUCAACAUGAUUCCAGUUUUUUCAGAUGUUUCCAUCCAUGGAAUGACUCCUAUGAAUAAUGCUACUAAAGGCUGCAAUGAGUCUAUGGAUGACUUUACAGGACCCUGCAGCUGUCAGGACUGUUCUCUUGUUUGUGGUCCCAAACCACAGCCCCCUCCACCUCCUACUCCUUGGCUUUUGUUUGGUUUUGAUGCUAUGUAUGUCAUCAUGUGGCUCUCCUACAUGGGUUUUUUGCUUAUAUUUUUUGCAGCCAUUUUUGGUAUCUGGUGUUACAGGAAGAGACACUUCGUUUCUGAGUAUGCUCCUAUUGACAGCAACAUUGCCUAUUCUGUGAAUUCACACCAGAAUACUGGUGAUGCUUCUAGGUGUGAAAAACUUGGUGAGAGGUUCGAGAAUGCAUUAAGAGUCACAUUCACAUCGUGGGGAGCUUUCUGUGUCCGAAAUCCCAGGCCUGUUAUUGUGUUCUCCCUGGUUAUUAUUGCCAUGUGUUCCUCUGGCUUGACAUUUGUGAAAGUAACUACAAAUCCUAUAGAUCUCUGGUCAUCACCAAACAGUCAAGCUCGUAAAGAGAAGGAGUAUUUUGACACUCAUUUUGGACCUUUCUUCCGUACUGAACAACUUAUUAUUCAAGCCCCACAUACCAAACCAGAGAUCUACUCGCCAUACCCAUCAGGAGCAGAUGUUCCUUUUGGUCCUCCACUUACCAAAGAGAUCUUACAUCAGGUACUAGAUUUGCAGGAUGCUAUUGAAAAUAUAACUGCCUAUUAUAAUAACAACACUGUAAUGCUGAAGGACAUUUGCCUGGCACCUCUUUCUCCCUACAACAACAACUGUACCAUCCUGAGCAUACUCAACUAUUUCCAGAACAGUCACUCUGUCCUUGAUCAUGAAGAUAGUGAUGGUUUUUUUAUCCAUGCGGAUUACCACUCUCACUUCUUGUACUGUGUCCAGGCUCCGGCAUCUCUAAAUGAUACAACCUCACUUCACGAUCCAUGCUUGGGGACAUUUGGUGGGCCUGUCUUCCCAUGGCUGGUGUUGGGAGGAUAUGAUGGUGACAACUACAAUAAUGCCACAGCCCUUGUGAUUACAUUUCCUGUUAAGAAUUAUUACAAUGACUCGAGCAAACUGAUGAAAACUCUGGCUUGGGAAAGCGCGUUCCUAGAUUUUGUGAAAAACUAUGACAACCCAAAUCUGACAAUUUCCUUCUCUGCUGAACGUAGCAUUGAAGAUGAAAUAAACCGGGAAAGCAAUGGUGAUGUUAGCACUGUUCUAAUUAGCUAUGCUGUCAUGUUUGUGUACAUCUCCAUAGCUCUGGGACGCAUCAAGAGUGCUAGAAGAUUCUUGGUGGAUUCAAAAAUUUCCUUGGGCAUUGCAGGGGUUCUCAUUGUAUUGAGUUCAGUAGCAUGUUCUCUGGGAAUCUUCAGCUACUUCGGAGUCUCAUUAACACUGAUUGUGAUUGAAGUCAUUCCAUUUUUGGUGCUGGCUGUUGGAGUAGACAACAUAUUCAUUAUUGUUCAGACUUUUCAGAGAGAUGAACGUCUUCAAGGUGAAACGCUGGAUAAACAGAUAGGACGAAUUCUUGGAGAUGUGGCUCCUAGUAUGUUCCUCUCAUCGUUUUCAGAGACAGUGGCUUUUUUCUUGGGGGUUUUGUCACCUAUGCCUGCUGUUCGAACUUUCUCACUCUUUGCUGCAGUGGCUGUAUUCAUUGAUUUCCUCCUUCAGGUUACCUGCUUUGUUAGUCUCUUAGGACUGGACGUUAAGCGUCAAGAGAAAAAUCAGUUGGAUAUUCUGUGUUGUAUCAAAGGUGGUGAAGAACUCAGCACUGUGCAGCACUCUGAAAGUGUCUUGUUUCCGUUCUUCAAAAACAUAUAUUCUCCAUUUCUUCUUAAGGAUUGGGUGAGACCCAUCGUGAUAUCUAUAUUUGUGGGUAUUCUUUCAUUCAGUAUAUCAGUUGUCAACAAAAUAGAGAUUGGCCUGGACCAGAGGUUAUCCAUGCCAGAUGACUCCUAUAUGAUUGAUUACUUCAACUCCCUCAGCAAAUACUUGCAUGCAGGUCCUCCAGUAUAUUUUGUGCUAGAAGAAGGCCACAACUAUACUACUCUGGAUGGACAGAAUAUGGUGUGUGGUGGAUUGGGAUGCAACAACAACUCCCUAGUGCAGCAAGUAUUUGAUGCAGCAGAGAUUAGUAGCUACACGAAAAUUGGCUAUGCUCCUUCUUCUUGGAUCGAUGACUACUUUGACUGGGUUAAACCACAGUCUUCCUGUUGCAGAGUCUAUAACACCACAGAAAAAUUCUGCAAUGCUUCUGUUGUUAAUCCAUUCUGUGUACGUUGCCGGCCACUAACUCACGAAGGAAAGCAGAGACCCCAGGGUGAUGACUUCAUGAAAUUUCUCCCCAUGUUCCUGUCUGAUAACCCUAAUCCGAAAUGUGGUAAAGGAGGGCAUGCAGCAUAUAGCUCUGCAGUUGAGUUAAUACACAACUCCUCUGAAGUUGGAGCAACUUAUUUCAUGACUUACCAUACGGUGCUAAAAACCUCAGCUGAUUUCAUUGAUGCAAUGAAGAAAGCACGAAUGAUAGCAGCUAAUAUUACUGAAACAAUGGGUAUCCAGGAAAAGAGCUACCGUGUUUUCCCUUACAGUGUGUUCUACGUUUUUUAUGAACAAUACCUGAGUAUUGUGUUCGAUACAAUUUUCAACCUUGGCAUUUCCCUUGGAUCAAUAUUCCUAGUAACAAUGGUGCUGCUGGGCUUUGAAGUGUGGGCUGCCAUUGUUGUUUCCCUCACCAUUUCUAUGAUACUAAUCAACAUGUUUGGAGUCAUGUGGCUUUGGGGAAUCAGCUUAAAUGCAGUUUCCUUGGUCAACCUUGUCAUGAGCUGUGGCAUCUCUGUGGAGUUCUGUAGCCAUGUGACAAGAGCAUUCACAGUUAGUACAAAACCCAGCAGAGCAGAGCGAGCUGAAGAGGCGUUAUCCCACAUGGGCAGUUCUGUUUUCAGCGGUAUUACACUCACAAAAUUUGGAGGAAUAGUAGUACUUGCCUUUUCAAAAUCCCAGAUCUUCCAGAUUUUCUACUUCAGGAUGUAUCUAGCCAUGGUACUUCUUGGAGCAACUCACGGCUUAAUAUUUCUUCCUGUCCUACUAAGUUACAUGGGGCCUUCAGUAAAUAAAGCUAAAACACGUGCAAUUCAAGAAAGGAACAAGGGUUCAGAAAGAGAAAAGCUCCUGUUCUUCUAGCCAUUUUAAACAAAGUGGUCAGUGGACUCCUAGAAUUUGUGGCUGAAGAGCCUUUCAUCAUAAUAAAUGGCAGCAGAUUUCUAUGACUAUUGUCUCACAACCAGAACACACUCGUGGAUGGUUUAAUACCAGCAAAACAGCACUAAUUCUGAACAGUUUGGCACCAGGAAGAACAACAGUUUUGCAUUUCAGUAUUACUAAAAUUAAAAACACUAACAGGAUGCUAAAUUACUACUAUUGAAAUAUUACAGUUAAGGGAAAGACCACUGGUCCAGAAGACGAAUAGCUGUCUUGGUGGGAUUAAAAGUGAUACAUACGAGAAAAGAUUACUGAACCACUGACACUUUUUAAAAUGCAAGUCAAUGCAAUUUUGGGCUCUAUUUUUAGAAGAAAAAUAAGCCGUCACUCAAAAUGUUGUAAUUUUUAAUAUUUGCCAAAGCGUCUGUAUAUAUACUUUAUUAUAAAGCAGGGGUUUUUUGUAGGUCAAAAGUACAUAAAUGAAAUAAAUUAAGUUUAUACAUUUUG
This is a messenger RNA of Eublepharis macularius, 4629 nucleotides long. RefSeq names its product NPC intracellular cholesterol transporter 1 (gene NPC1). The record is from RefSeq and is a predicted model, not a curated record. The coding region runs from base 229 to 4104 and encodes 1291 amino acids. Gene Ontology annotation, cellular component: membrane. Lineage: Eukaryota; Metazoa; Chordata; Lepidosauria; Squamata; Eublepharidae. Gene Ontology annotation, molecular function: lipid carrier activity. The transcript is spliced from 25 exons.